Molecule: messenger RNA, 2541 nt
Organism: Trematomus bernacchii (emerald rockcod)
Lineage: Eukaryota; Metazoa; Chordata; Actinopteri; Perciformes; Nototheniidae
Product: neoverrucotoxin subunit beta-like
Exons: 4
Coding region: 110-2215 (701 amino acids)
Molecular function (GO): protein binding
Source: RefSeq, a predicted model, not a curated record
UAUAAGUCACCUCACAACACCACAUUUCAUCAGACUUGAAGCUCCUGCUGGAAGUCAGAAGACUCUCACACAACUCUGCUGCUCUACACAACUUCACCAGGUUAGAGAAAUGGCCACAGAUAAAAUGACCGUUGCUGCUCUGGGACGAUCUUUCACCCUAGGGAUGCUCUAUGAUGCUUGGAGUGAUGAACUGGUCCCAGGUGUCAAAUUAUGGAAUGCUGAAACUCUAAAAACAACUGAAACCCCUCAGCAGUACAGUAAUUUUGCGAUUUCUAAAUCUGACACCAUUGAAUCAAAGUCCACCAUGAUGGAUAUUGAAGCUUCUCUGCAGGCCAGUUUCAUGAGUGGACUGAUAGAAGUUGGAGGAUCUGCCAAAUAUCUGAAUGAUGAGCAGAAAUUCAAGAAUCAGAGCAGAGUGACCUUUCAGUACAAAGCUACCACCAACUUCAAGGAGUUGUCAAUUGAUAAUUUGACCCUGGACACCAAACAGAUGAAGAUUAUUGAGAAGGGCUUGGCCACACAUGUAGUCACAGGCAUCCUGUAUGGGGCAAAUGCUUUCUUUGUGUUUGACAGUGAGAAGUUAGAAGCCACUCAGGUUCAGAAGAUAGAAGGCAGCAUGCAAGCUGUGAUAAAGAAGAUUCCUAAAUUUGAUGUUAAGGGGAAGGUUGACAUCAAUCUAACUGAUGAAGAGAAAGAACUGACUGAGAAAUUCUCCUGCAAAUUCUGGGGAGACUUCAUUCUUAAAAGCAACCCAGCAACAUUUUGUGCAGCAGUACAGCGCUAUGUAGACCUUCCACAGCUACUGGGAAAAAAUGGAGAGCAUUCGGUCCCAGUGAAGGUCUGGCUGAUGCCACUGAAGAGUUUUGAUCCCAAAGCUCCUGAGCUGAAGACAGGGAUCAGCAUUGGACUAAUGAGGACAGCCCAAGAUGCUCUGGAAGAUUUAAAGGAAGUAGAAAUGAGAAGCAAUGAUUCUCUGGACGACAAAGUGGGAGAGGACUUCCCACAGAUCAGAAAAUACCUAAGCACUUUCCAAAAACUGUGUGGUUAUUAUAAAACCAACAUCCAGCAAGCCAUGGCAGAGAAACUUCCCUCCAUCCGAGCAGGAAAGGAAGAUGAGAGCUCACUGGAAAAAGUAUUUGAAGACAGGCACAAGUCACCAUUCAGCCAUGAAGAACUAAACAAGUGGCUGGAUCACAAAGAGAGAGAAAUCAACGUCAUCGGGUCCUGUGUCGACACCAUGGACGGAGUAAAGAUCGUCCAGAACCAGACCGAGGUGGACAAAGAGGUCCUUGCUCCAGGUGUAGAGGAUGUUCUGUGCUUUGUUUUCACCUCCAUGCCAAAGGGUGAUAGCUACCUUGAUGAGAUGGCUGACUACUUUAAAUCAACCAACUUAGAAAGUAGCCAUGAGGAGGAGUGGUACUACUCCAAAGAAGUUCUUAAAACAAUGAGAGAAAAAGCCACAUUUUUCCAGGGUGCUUCCAAAGCGCUGAAGAACAACAGCCAAUUUCGUUUCCUCAUAACGGCCAAAACCAAUGACAACUACAAAGGAGCAAGCAUCCAUCACUACAAGAAAGGCCAGCUGGUCACUGAAGACUUUCAUCCUCAAAAGCCUUCUUCUGUGGAGACCAUCACAGACAAGAGAGAUCUGAUCUGGUAUGCCUGUGAUCUCAACCUGGACCCAAACACUGCCAACUACAAUCUCAUUCUGUCACAAGGAAACAAAAAGGCAACAAAUGGAGCAGCGCAGGCCUAUCAUCCUAACCUAGAGAGGUAUGGAUGGUGCCCACAGGUGUUGUGCAAAGAGGAGUUAUCUGGGUGCCAUUACUGGGAGGUAGAGUGGAGUAGUAGUGGCUGGCAGUCUGUUUAUGCUGCUGUUGCAUACAAGGGAGCUGACAGAAAUGACGGAAAUGGGAGUCAUUUUGGCAAUAAUUCAAAGACCUGGUGUUUUGGCAAAAAUAUGUGGUACUUCCAACAGUCUCUUAGGGCAUUCCAUGCCAAUGAGAGGGUGUGCAAUGUACCUUAUCCCUCUGGUGACUUCAGUAGAUUCGGGGUGUAUCUGGAUCAUCCUGCUGGCACUUUGUCCUUCUACAGAGUCUCCGCCAACACACUGACUCACCUGUACACCUUUCGCACCACAUUCACUGAUCCUCUUCUCCCAGGCCUCUGGGCUUGUCAUAAGUCCAACUAUGCCUACCUGUGUCCAGUUGAAUGGUAAAUUAUCUGGAUUUAUCCAGCGCCUUUCCAGUCUUUACGACCCAUCAAAGCGCUUUUACAUUGGCACCCAUUCACACACAUUCAUAGAGGCAGAGGCUGUCAAAGACCUGCUCAGUAGCAUAACGUUCACACACAUCGACACACAGUCGGCCAUUCUUGGUCUGCAUAAAGUUUAAAAUGGCAACCUAACAUCCCAUUUUAACUUUAACGUGCUAUUCAAAAUCAAAAAUGCAGUCAAACCCAGAGGGACGGGGAAAAUGUUUUAUUAUUGCUUUCUACAAUUUAGCUUUUUUAUUAAAGGGGACCUAUCAUGCAAAAUGCACUUUU